UUUCAGAGAGAGAGAGAGAGAGAGGUUCCUAAGAAUCUUCGCUCUCCUUAUACCCAAAAAAAGAAAAAGAAAAAGAAAAAAAACUACUAGAGGGAGAGGGGAGUUGAUUGCAUUUUCUCUUGAGAAAGCCAAAGACGACUUCUGACUGAGGUUCUGUGUGGCAAUGGCGUUCUCUUCUUCUCUCCUCAGAUCCACAUCCCCUGCUCUCCAAUCCUCUCUUCCCGACUCCUCCUCAUUCUCAUCAUCAGCCGAUCAAUCCAAGGUGUCGUCUGUUGGUUUCAAUCGCAAUCUGAAUUCUGCAAAGUUUCAGUCAAGCAUUUUUGGUACUGUUGUUCCUGGCAAGCCAUCUUCCUUACAAAAAUGUAUUGCUAGGAGUAUGCAGCCUAUCAAAGCAACUGCAACUGAAAUGCCUCCUACAGUUCUGAAAUCACGAAGCAGUGGGAAGACAAAGGUUGGAAUCAACGGUUUUGGUCGGAUUGGAAGAUUGGUAUUACGGAUAGCAACAUCUAGGGAUGACAUGGAUGUUGUAGCUGUCAAUGAUCCUUUUGUUGAUGCUAAGUACAUGGCUUACAUGCUUAAGUAUGAUUCUACUCAUGGAUUCUUCAAGGGAACCAUCAAGGUCUUGGAUGAGUCCACUUUAGAGAUAAAUGGGAAGCAGAUUAAAAUUUCAAGCAAAAUAGACCCUGCAGAGAUUCCUUGGGGUGAUUUGGGGGCUGAGUAUGUGGUCGAAUCUUCUGGGGUUUUCACAACCCUUGAGAAGGCUUCGAUACACAAGAAGGGUGGUGCCAAGAAGGUCAUAAUUUCAGCUCCAUCAGCUGAUGCACCUAUGUUUGUGGUUGGAGUAAAUGACACUACAUACAAGCCAAGCAUGGAUGUUGUUUCUAGUGCAAGCUGCACCACCAAUUGUCUCGCUCCUCUUGCCAAGGUGGUUCAUGAGGAGUUUGGCAUUGUAGAGGGUUUAAUGACAACAGUGCAUGCAACUACAGCAACACAAAAGACGGUGGAUGGACCUUCAAUGAAGGAUUGGAGGGGUGGGCGUGGAGCUGGACAAAAUAUAAUCCCUAGUUCAACUGGUGCUGCAAAGGCUGUUGGAAAAGUUCUUCCAGAACUUAAUGGAAAGCUCACAGGAAUGGCCUUCCGAGUCCCAACUCCUAAUGUUUCUGUUGUGGACUUAACUUGUCGACUUGAGAAGAGUGCUUCUUAUGAAGAUGUUAAAGCAGCCAUAAAGUAUGCUUCAGAGGGGCCGCUGAAAGGCAUUCUCGGGUACACAGAUGAGGAUGUUGUCUCCAAUGACUUUGUUGGUGACUCAAGGUCAAGUAUAUUUGAUGCCAAGGCUGGGAUGGGACUGAAUGCAUCUUUCAUGAAGCUUGUUUCAUGGUAUGACAAUGAGUGGGGUUACAGCAACCGAGUGUUGGACCUGAUAGAGCACAUGGCAUUGGUGGCUGCCAGCAACUAAGUGGUCUUGGAGGAGGAGACUGCUGUUUCAUUUUGGAGCCUGCAUUGAUUUUAGUUAAAAGGAGCACUUUAUAAAUUUCAGUCAUUUUUGUGUUUAAUUGGUCUUUGUUAUCAUCAUCAUAUCAUUUGAGCUUUUCUAUGAGGUUCAUAAUGGGACCUAAAAAUAAUGACGAUUCCACACGAGUAUGAACUCGCUUUAGUAAUACAUAUAUAUGAUUUGUUUGUGCCGAGUGUUUA
Molecule: messenger RNA, 1692 nt
Organism: Camellia sinensis
Lineage: Eukaryota; Viridiplantae; Streptophyta; Magnoliopsida; Ericales; Theaceae
Product: glyceraldehyde-3-phosphate dehydrogenase GAPCP1, chloroplastic
Biological process (GO): glycolytic process; glucose metabolic process
Cellular component (GO): cytosol
Molecular function (GO): NADP binding; glyceraldehyde-3-phosphate dehydrogenase (NAD+) (phosphorylating) activity; NAD binding
Source: RefSeq, a predicted model, not a curated record